GAUAAUGGCAGUGGCUCCUCGCAUCUGCUCCAUUACAGCCGUCAGGACCACGUUGCUAACCAAAUGGCCACGCCUGCAGCCUGCGUCUACUGUCGGCGAUCGGUAAGUCGUCAUAGCUGAUCCCCUCUUUGUUGUUUCUCUCCUCUCCUCGCAUCGUUUUCUCGCGGUCUCGUCCGUUUGGAUCUUGAUCGAUUUGCGCGAGAAGAAUUUUCCUGGAGACCGAUUUGCUGACGGGAUGGUACUUGUUCACGUGGCACAGCAUAUGACUUGCGACUCGGAGCGGCCUUGCACCCGAUGUAUAAAACGCAAUAUCGGCCACCUGUGUCAUGAUGAACCGAGGGAACAGUCGAAGCGGACCCGGAGUGACCAGGAACCUUCGAUAGCGGACGACGACGGCUCUUCGAACAAUGAAUUCUCGACCGUUAUGCAACCAAUGCCCCGAAGCGUCGAUAUUCAGGAUGCUGCUGGUCAGCAGAUUAGUCACGGGAUUCCACCUUCGUCGGCUGUGAACCCAGUGCAGCAUGGCAACAUUCCUGAUUCUUCAGGACAAGGGCUUGCAAACUCCCAGCAGCUUCUAGGGUACAAUGACUGGGUUCCAGGGCAGAGCCAAUUUCAAGACAUGCACACGUUCCAUCCUUCGUACAUGUUCAACGCACACGAAGUUACAAACGAAUACAAUCUACUUGGGGAUUUCCUGAGCAACAGUCUGUUGGAUGAUGGGGCCAUGUUCCAGAACGACGAUCUACAUGGAAUCUAUUCGGAUCCAACUUUGAUCAAUUCCAUGGCUACACUCGGUGGUGGCCCUAGCGCAACACUACUUCAACAGACCCAGCCUUCCCAGAUUGCUCCAAGCCAGCAAAAUCAGGGAGAACCCAUCCACCAGGGUCAGAGCUCGGCGGUGGGAAACGACAAAGCGAGGGAGACGUAUUACAUGACUGCAGCCGAUCCGUCCGGAUCUGACCCUCCCGAGGAGCGAAUGAACAAACUUCUCAAAGCCAAGUACGACGCAGGUCUUCUGAGACCAUUCAACUACGUGAAGGGCUAUGCGAGGCUGAAUCAGUAUAUGGAGAAGCACUUACAACAAUCCUCGCGCCAGAAGAUCCUCCGGCAGCUAGACAAAUUCCGGCCCAAGUUUCGAGAGAGGAUGCAGAGUCUCACUGAUAUCGAACUGAUCCUGGUGGAGAUGUGGUUUGAACGAAGUUUGAUGGAAUACGAUCGUGUCUUUGCCAGUAUGGCUAUCCCCGCCUGCUGUUGGAGACGAACGGGCGAAAUCUUCCGAGGAAACAAGGAAAUGGCAGAAUUAAUCGGCGUUCCAAUUGAGAACCUGAGAGACGGCAAGCUGGCUAUUCACGAAAUCAUCGUGGAGGAUCAGCUUGUCAGCUACUGGGAAAAGUUCGGAGCGAUUGCGUUCGACAAUACUCAGAAAGCUAUGCUCACUAGCUGCACUUUGAAAAACCCCGACUCUAACUCUCCUGGUGAUGGGAUUCCCUGUUGCUUCUCAUUCACAAUACGAAGAGAUAAUCACAACAUCCCGUCACUCAUUAUCGGAAACUUCUUGCCAUCUCGACGAAAGAGUAAAUGAUCUUAUGGACUUCUAAUUUGCUCUGUCGGCGCCACCAGGCUGCUGGACACUGCUUAUAUCUCUCUAAAAUGGAGUUUAGAAGAUAGUUUUCGUGAGCUUCUUGCAUAUGUCUCGACUGUUGUCGUUGAAAAUUGUGGAUAUAAAUUUCUCAAAUAACUUACACUAUUGGACGAAUGAUGUAUACUGAUAUAUCACCGCGACCUUUUGGA
Molecule: messenger RNA, 1791 nt
Organism: Aspergillus steynii IBT 23096
Lineage: Eukaryota; Fungi; Ascomycota; Eurotiomycetes; Eurotiales; Aspergillaceae
Gene: acuM
Product: gluconeogenesis transcription factor RDS2
Exons: 5
Coding region: 236-1582 (448 amino acids)
Cellular component (GO): nucleus
Molecular function (GO): RNA polymerase II transcription regulatory region sequence-specific DNA binding
Source: RefSeq, a predicted model, not a curated record